UCUAGGGAUAUAAAAGGGGUUUUCAAAGUUCUUUUUCCUCAUCAUGCUGCUAAACCGAAAACCCCCAAAACCAAAAGCAAACCCAGAGAGAGAGAGAGAGAGAGAGAUGCUGAGAGAGUAAACCAGUGAGCUCGUCUCUCAACCUUGCGGAGAGCCCCAUUGGAUAACGAAAGGUGUUGAGUUCGUGCACAUAGCACUCUUCAUAGUUGAUCAGAAAUGGCGAAUUUAGCUAUGACCGGAAUACUGGAAAAGAUGACGGGCAAGGAUAAAGAUUACAGAUAUAUGGCGACCUCUGAUCUUUUAAAUGAGUUAAACAAAGAUAGUUUUAAAGCUGAUGCUGAUCUAGAGAUAAAAUUGUCAAAUAUCAUCAUACAACAGCUUGAUGAUGUUGCUGGAGAUGUCUCUGGAUUAGCUGUGAAAUGUCUUGCUCCAUUAGUGAAGAAGGUCAGCGAGGCAAGAGUUGUGGAGAUGACUAAUAAACUCUGUGAUAAAUUGCUGAAUGGGAAGGAUCAGCAUCGUGACAUUGCAAGCAUAGCCUUGAAGACUAUUGUUGCUGAAAUUGUCACUCAAUCUCUUGCACAGUCAAUACUACAUUCUAUUUUGCCACAGUUGAUUAAAGGGAUUACUGGGCCUGGAACAAGCACGGAGAUAAAAUGUGAAUGUCUUGAUAUCUUAUGUGAUGUCCUUCACAAAUUUGGCAAUCUAAUGGCAACUGAUCAUGAGCAACUAUUAGGUGCACUCUUGUCCCAGUUGAGUUCCAAUCAAGCAAGUGUCAGAAAGAAAACUGUUUCAUGUAUUGCAUCUCUUGCUUCAAGCUUAUCAGAUGAUUUGUUAGCAAAAGCAACAGUUGAAGUUGUACAUAAUUUGAGAAAUAAAGGUGCAAAAUCUGAAAUGACCCGUACAAAUAUUCAGAUGAUUGGUGCUUUAAGUCGAGCUGUUGGAUAUCGGUUUGGGCCCCAUCUUACGGACACUGUUCCUGUUCUAAUAAAUUACUGCACAAGUGCAUCAGAGAAUGAUGAGGAGCUUCGUGAGUACAGCUUGCAGGCACUAGAAAGCUUUCUCCUUAGAUGCCCCAGGGAUAUAUCUUCCUACUGUGAUGAAAUCCUUCAUCUUAACUUGGAAUAUUUAAGCUAUGACCCAAACUUCACUGAUAACAUGGAGGAGGAUACUGAUGAUGAGAGUCAUGAAGAGGAAGAAGAUGAUGAAAGUGCAAAUGAAUAUACGGAUGAUGAAGAUGUCAGCUGGAAAGUACGAAGGGCAGCAGCUAAAUGCUUAGCGGCAUUAAUUGUAUCUCGUCCUGAGAUGCUUGCAAAGUUGUAUGAAGAGGCCUGCCCAAAAUUGAUUGAUAGAUUUAAAGAGAGAGAAGAAAAUGUGAAGAUGGAUGUAUUCAAUACAUUCAUUGAACUGUUGCGUCAAACCGGGAAUGUUACGAAAGGACAAGCUGACAUUAAUGAGUUGAGUCCAAGGUGGUUACUGAAGCAAGAAGUGCCAAAGAUUGUUAAAUCUAUAAAUAGGCAGCUACGAGAGAAAUCUAUUAAGACAAAGGUUGGUGCAUUUUCUGUUUUGAAAGAACUUGUGGUUGUCUUGCCAGAUUGCCUGGCAGAUCAUAUUGGAUCCCUCAUUCCAGGAAUUGAAAAAGCAUUGAGUGACAAAUCCUCUACCUCAAAUUUGAAGAUUGAAGCUCUUAUCUUUACAAGAUUGGUCCUGGCUUCGCAUUCUCCAUCUGUUUUCCAUCCUUACAUCAAGGCUCUUUCUAGUCCUGUUUUAUCUGCUGUUGGUGAGCGCUAUUAUAAAGUUACAGCUGAGGCACUAAGAGUGUGUGGGGAGCUCGUGCGUGUUGUUCGUCCAAAUAUUGAGGGUGUGGGCUUUGACUUUAAGCCUUAUGUUCAUCCAAUAUAUAAUGCCAUAAUGUCACGCUUGACAAAUCAAGAUCAAGAUCAGGAGGUCAAGGAGUGUGCUAUCUCUUGCAUGGGCCUUGUUGUGUCAACAUUUGGAGAUAACCUCAAAGCAGAAUUACCGGCAUGUCUUCCUGUACUUGUUGAUCGGAUGGGGAAUGAGAUAACCCGUUUAACAGCUGUGAAGGCUUUUGCUGUCAUCGCUGCCUCUCGACUUCAAAUAGAUCUAUCUUGUGUUUUGGAGCAAGUAAUCACAGAGUUGACUGCAUUCUUAAGAAAGGCUAAUCGGGCUUUAAGGCAGGCUACUUUAGGGACCCUUAAUUCUCUAAUUGUAGCUUAUGGUGAUAAAAUCGAUUCUUCUGCUUAUGAAGUUAUCAUCGUUGAACUUUCGACUCUUAUAAGUGAUUCGGACUUGCACAUGACGGCACUUGCCUUGGAACUCUGCUGCACCCUAAUGGCUGAUAGGAGAUCAAGCCCCGUUGUUGGUUUGGCUGUUAGGAACAAAGUUCUUCCUCAAGCACUAGCAUUAAUCAAAAGCUCGUUGCUGCAAGGGCAAGCCCUUUCGGCCUUGCAAAAAUUUUUUGCCGCCUUGGUGUAUUCUGCAAACACAAGUUUUGAUGCCUUACUGGAUUCUCUUCUUUCAAGUGCCAAACCAUCUCCCCAGUCAGGUGGUGUUGCAAAACAAGCAUUGCAUUCAAUAGCACAAUGCGUGGCUGUUCUUUGCCUUGCUGCUGGUGAUCAGAAAUGUUCAUCAACAGUUAAAAUGCUUACUGAAAUCCUCAAAGCCGACACUGUUACAAAUUCAGCCAAACAGCACCUUUCUCUGCUAUGUCUGGGGGAAAUUGGGAGAAGGAAAGAUCUAAGUUCACAUACACAUAUAGAGAAUAUUGUUAUUGAAUCCUUUCAAUCUCCUUUCGAAGAGAUAAAGUCUGCAGCCUCCUAUGCUCUUGGCAAUAUUGCCGUUGGUAAUCUAUCCAAGUAUUUACCUUUCAUCUUGGACCAGAUUGACAAUCAGCAGAAGAAACAAUAUCUCUUGCUUCAUUCUUUGAAGGAGGUCAUAGUAAGGCAGUCUGUAGAUAAAGCAGAGUUCCAGGAUUCUAGUGUGGAGAAGAUACUUAAGUUACUAUUUAAUCACUGUGAAAGUGAGGAAGAGGGUGUCCGCAACGUUGUAGCCGAGUGUUUGGGCAAAGUUGCACUUAUUGAACCGGCAAAACUUGUUCCAGCACUUAAGGUAAGAACAACCAGCCCAGCUGCAUUCACAAGGGCUACAGUUGUAAUUGCAGUAAAGUACUCAGUAGUUGAGCGGCCAGAGAAAAUAGAUGAGAUUAUAUAUCCUGAAAUCUCGUCAUUCCUGAUGCUAAUAAAGGAUCAUGACCGGCAUGUAAGGCGUGCAGCUGUGUUGGCCUUAAGUACAUUUGCUCACAACAAGCCAAACCUCAUUAAGGCGCUUCUUCCAGAAUUGUUGCCGCUCCUUUAUGAUCAAACAAUGGUUAAGAAAGACUUGAUUAGGAUAGUUGACCUUGGUCCCUUUAAGCACACUGUGGAUGAUGGGCUUGAGUUAAGGAAGGCUGCUUUUGAAUGUGUGGACACAUUGCUAGACAGCUGUCUUGAUCAAGUGAACCCUUCGUCAUUUAUUGUUCCUUAUCUUCAAUCUGGUCUUGAUGAUCAUUAUGACGUAAAAAUGCCUUGCCAUCUUAUCCUCUCAAAACUUGCAGACAAAUGUCCUUCUGCUGUAUUAGCAGUGCUGGACUCAUUGGUGGAUCCUCUCCAAAAAACCAUUAAUUUUAAGCCAAAGCAAGAUGCUGUCAAGCAAGAAGUGGAUCGAAAUGAGGACAUGAUUCGCAGUGCGCUUAGAGCAAUUGCAUCUUUAAAUCGCAUUAGUGGUGGAGAUUGCAGCCACAAGUUCAAGAACCUUAUGAAUGAAAUAUCGAAAUCUCCAGCAUUGUGGGAAAAGUAUUAUUCCAUCCGAAAUGAGUGAUAAACUUUUUGAAUUCCACCUGUCUUAAUGGUUAUGUUGGAAAUUUUCCUGCAAAACAUGAGAGAGUUGAUCAUCAAUAUAUGAUGUUCACAAGACAAGCUUGGCCAGAAAGCAACAAAAGUGGAUGAUGCUGUAUCCAUUGAUUCAUGUGUGAAAGCAGGCUUGAAAAUGAAAAAAUUGAACCUCACGGCUGGCCUAACUUUAUUUGUGGCCUUGGGCGACAGAAAAAAAAAUGUGGCAAGUAUUUUUAUAUAAACAAUGUUAAUCAAUUUAUGUUUACAAUAUAUAAUAUUUAAAUUUAUUUUCUCGA
Molecule: messenger RNA, 4183 nt
Organism: Ziziphus jujuba (common jujube)
Lineage: Eukaryota; Viridiplantae; Streptophyta; Magnoliopsida; Rosales; Rhamnaceae
Product: cullin-associated NEDD8-dissociated protein 1
Exons: 29
Coding region: 217-3873 (1218 amino acids)
Biological process (GO): protein ubiquitination; SCF complex assembly
Cellular component (GO): nucleus
Source: RefSeq, a predicted model, not a curated record